AUGGGGCAUUUACUUGAGUUGGAGCCUUCUCUUGUAGGAGGACUGAAAACUGAAGCCAAGUUGUCCCUGAUAGAGGAAAGACAGAUGAACAAGCAUCACAGAGCAAAAGUAAAGCCACAAAUGCAGAUGCUGCUCAAAGAAACCUUUUACAACACCAAAAACUUCUUUUACAUUACAUUCCAAAAUCUCAAAUCAUGUCUCUUAGGAGGGUAUCAAAAGCUGCCUAAAACUCCUCUUGUCAAACCCAUCUUUUCGACUAAGAAUCCAGAACUCCAUGAGCUGAAUAAUUUCUGUAAAGAUUCCUCCGAUAAAAGUGAGAUACCGAAGAAAAUGGAGGGUCGACUCUCACCAGAAGAAGAAAUGAAGGGAGACAAAAAAUUUAAUGGAAGCUCCAUGAAUAUUGUGGAUAAAAGCGGAUUAAAGGAGUUGAAAGAAAAGAAGACUGAUAAAUAUUCCAAAGGCAAACAAGUAGAGUUCAUUUCUAAGAAUACAGAUGCUUUAGCUAAAAAAAUGAAAGAAUUGGAGAUGAUGGAUGUGAAUGACAUGGAUCAUGUGCUGGAUAUAGAAGAGGUGCUCAAUUACUAUUCUAGGCUCACCUGCCCAGCUUAUAAAGACAUAGUUGACAAGUUUUUCAUGGAUAUGUAUGCUGAAUAUUAUCUUCCACCGCCCUCGGCUAGUGUUCGCAGUUCAAUGAGGAAACUGGGCUCAGUCAGUGUUCAUGGUUCAAUGAGGAAACUGGGCUCUGUCAGUGUUCACUGUUCAAUGAGGAGUCUUGGCCCUUUAAAGCUGUUGAAGUGAAGUAAAUUUCAUUCUUUGCACAUAUGAACCCAUAUAUAUCCCUUCAUUCCACUGUCUGUGUGUGUGUGUGUGUGUGUUGUUCAUAAAUGAAAAUUCUCUCUUCAAGUACUGCAAUUUCUUUGGCCAAUAAUGGAAAUAUGUACCUUGAAAUUAAAUUCCAUCAUCAUCCAUUCUUGUUAUCA
Molecule: messenger RNA, 980 nt
Organism: Olea europaea var. sylvestris
Lineage: Eukaryota; Viridiplantae; Streptophyta; Magnoliopsida; Lamiales; Oleaceae
Exons: 2
Coding region: 1-798 (265 amino acids)
Source: RefSeq, a predicted model, not a curated record